GUGGUUCGUUCCAAAAGGGAAAGGUUGUGAGGUUGUCUGCUGAUGUGUGAAUGAUAGCGGGUGGUUUCAGUGAGAUUCCGUCCACCAGCCCUCCCCACCACAGCCAGCUUCAGCGGUCCUACCCAGCAUGGCAGACACCUCUAAUGUCAUGGCCAACAACGCCAUCAGUAUGGUUGUACUGAUGGGCAUCGUCCUGGGCCUCAUGCUACUCGUCACCAACAUGAUGAACUUUGUCUACAACCUGUGGACAUAAGCCACACACCAGAUGGAUAUACAACCAGUUGGCUGAACUGUGUUUACAAUGAUAUUUUGUAGUGAAUUGUUUUUCUAAUGUGCAAUGAGUUAUUCCUAAUGUGCACUGACAAAUCGAGUAAUUAACCUUCAUGACCAAAUUAUAUAGACAACCAGGUGAGAUUUGUCAAGAGAUUGUUUCUGGUACUAACAAUUACUAGACUGCUGUAAUACUACCUGUUUUAUUCCAUUUGACCAUGUUAGGUAGAAUUCACAAGAUGGUUUCUAAACAUUUAACGGCGUUGCUUUUGCUCAUCCUUUUUGUUGUGCUGAUAAAACAUGCCAGUACUAAACGUGUGCAAAAGAAGGCUGAAAACAAGAAAGAAGUUGAAAAACCGAAAGCCGGGGACUUGGGUGUUAAUGGUCUGUUGAGACGGGCAGUGCAGCUACCUAUCAAACCACCAAUCCAGAAAGUACCAGGCACAAAGGACAGGUGGACAAGGUGGACAGAUCGCUCCUGUGACCACCUGCAGGGCCUCUUAGACUUAAAGAAAAGGAUCAUGAACAGGUUAAACCAAGGAAUCGAAGCCGUCAAGAAAAAGAAGGACGCUACAGAAGACGAGAAGAAAUUUGAGAUUCACACAUUUGUUGUCUUCCAACGAGAAUUAAACGACAGUGAAACUGCUAUAUUCCAGGCAGUUCACAGUCUAAAACAUGCGCUAUCGGGUAAUUAUAGAGACAUCUCUUACAUGAGAGAAGCGAGUUUACAGAGACUUGACGCGUUGAAAGCUGCAACUCUACAGGAAGAGGAAGAAUAUAGUGAACUGGUACGAGUGGAAAAUAAGGUUCAAGAACAGGCGAAGAAGGCGAACAGUUCAACCUUCCUGGAAGAAAUUCUGGCUGACGUGGCCAAAGCUGCUGACAAGUUAGAAGAGACACUGCAGGAACAUGUCUUUGAUGAAUCUAAAAAAGCUCAGGGCGCGCUGAUAGAGGCUGUGGUGAGAGUGAAUGAGGAUCCCGGAAAGGUGAACGACUCCAAGUCAGGGGUGGACGACGGUGGUAUGAGCAUGCUGGUGGACUCCAGGAACAACCAGUACAUCCUCACUAAGGCCAAGGACUCUACAACACCACUCGCACACAAGCAGCUGAUCCAGGACAUGAUCCUGAUCCUGAGCAUGUCCUUCCUGUGGGGCUGGCUGUGCAAUAUUCUCCACCUGCCCACCUUGUUCGGCUAUGUCAUGACGGGACUGGUACUGGGACCAGCGGGACUUAACAUCAUCAAGGCUGUUGUGCAGGUGGAGACUCUGGGAGAAUUUGGAGUGUUCUUCAUCCUGUUUACUGUUGGGAUGGAGUUCUCCCCAGAUAAACUGAGAAAGACGUGGAAGGUGGCAGUGCUGGGCAGUCUGGCCAUGAUGCUGCUGAUGGUGCUGUGUGGGAUCCUGUGGGGCAUUCCCCUGGCCAUCUCCUGGAAACAGAGUGUGUUUGUGUCGGCCUGCCUGUCCCUGUCCAGUACCCCGCUGGUCGUCCGGUUCCUCAGCACCUCCGCACGGUCAGACCACAAGUAUGACGACCCUGACACCAGUGUUUCCAGUGAGCUGGAUUACUCCUCCAUCCUGCUGGGAAUUCUGGUGAUGCAGGAUGUGAUGCUGGGACUCAUCAUGGCCAUCCUGCCCACCCUGGCCCCGACGGGACCCCCCGCGGUCAUCGGCAAGUCCGGGACGGACACUCGGACGGCCUGGGACACAGUGAAGGCCAUCAUGUCGCUGGUUGAGGCUGUGAUCGUGGUCCUGGGACUGAGCUUCGUCCUGUCCAAGUACGUGAUGGCCCCGUUCUUCAGGAGGCUCCACCUGCAGGGCAGUAAGGAGAUGUUACUGAUGGGGACAGUAGCUCUCUGCUUCCUCAUGUUACAGCUAACGGAUGUGUUGGGUGUGUCCAUGGAAGUUGGGUGUUUCCUGGCGGGCGUUCUGGUCAGCUCACAGGGCCAUCAGGUGGUUGAGGAACUACUCAGCCUGAUAGACCCAGUCAAGGACAUAUUCGCCAGUAUCUUCUUUGCUACAAUAGGUCUCCAUGUCUUCCCAACCUUUGUGGUAUACGAGUUGAGCAUACUCGCCAUCAUGACACUGGUGGUGGUCUCACUAAAGUUCAUCGUGGGGGUUGCAGUGCUGGGACUGUUCCUGACGUCACGACAGUCCUUCCUGAAGUGGCUAGUGGCCGCAGGGUUGGCGCAGGUCAGCGAGUUUUCCUUCGUGCUGGGCAGCAGGGCGCGACGGCUUGGGAUCAUCUCAAGGGAGGUGUAUCUGUUGGUACUGGGGGUCACGACCUUGAGCCUGCUGCUGGCCCCGGCCUUGUGGCAACUCUCCCUCUGGCGCUUCCGAGUCAUCCGACGCCGAUCCUACAGCGGACCACAGAUCACGUGAUGUAGUCUCUAUGACUCCAGACUAACUUGCUGGCAGCACAUCGACAGAACAUACUGCACCUGUGCGUGAAACCCGUAAUGUAUUGUGCAUAGCACUUCGAUAGAACGUCUCAUAUAGGGUCCUAACAGACCACCUUUACAAAUGGUACUCAUUAGCAGGUGUUGCAGUUUUAUUUGAAAAUAUGAGAUUUAUUUAUCUAAAAUUUUAUUUAUCUGGUAUCGCUUGUGAGAACAUCGAAAACAAACUAGCCAAAAGAGAUGAGCCAAUAUUGCAAUGUUCUUGAGUAAUAUAAUUAUAUGUUGUUGAGAGCAAUAAUAAAUUUAUUAUAUGUAUUAGCAGAUAUAUUAUCUUCAUGGAGUUUCCAUUUGAUGAACUAAGGGAAUUCAAAAACUUUAUAGAGUUGUUCUUUAUAUUAUUAUUGUACUGGUUACAAUGCAGUCAUUGAGAGAGAUUUUGAGGACUGUGGAAGUAUAUUGUAGUUCUCUGUAUUUUUGUGAAAACUUGAUGACGAUAGUUAUAUUUUGUCAUCAAAUGUUUAGUAGAUGAUUCAGUGCACAUGCCUCUGUUAUACAACAAUGUACAACUGAGUGGAACAAUAAAAGGUAGAAUCUAUGCCAA
Messenger RNA from Branchiostoma belcheri (Belcher's lancelet), 3266 nucleotides. Its product is annotated as transmembrane and coiled-coil domain-containing protein 3-like. NCBI's taxonomy places the organism in Eukaryota, Metazoa, Chordata, Leptocardii, Amphioxiformes, Branchiostomatidae. The coding region runs from base 489 to 2648 and encodes 719 amino acids. Gene Ontology annotation, biological process: potassium ion transmembrane transport; proton transmembrane transport. The record is from RefSeq and is a predicted model, not a curated record. Gene Ontology annotation, cellular component: membrane. Gene Ontology annotation, molecular function: potassium:proton antiporter activity. The transcript has 11 exons.